Lampris incognitus (smalleye Pacific opah) is the source of this 753-nucleotide messenger RNA. RefSeq names its product mitochondrial ribosomal protein S11 (gene mrps11). The record is from RefSeq and is a predicted model, not a curated record. The coding region runs from base 70 to 660 and encodes 196 amino acids. Gene Ontology annotation, biological process: translation; maturation of SSU-rRNA from tricistronic rRNA transcript (SSU-rRNA, 5.8S rRNA, LSU-rRNA); ribosomal small subunit assembly. Gene Ontology annotation, cellular component: mitochondrial small ribosomal subunit; ribosome. NCBI's taxonomy places the organism in Eukaryota, Metazoa, Chordata, Actinopteri, Lampriformes, Lampridae. The transcript has 6 exons. Gene Ontology annotation, molecular function: structural constituent of ribosome; mRNA 5'-UTR binding; small ribosomal subunit rRNA binding.
UGUCAUAUACACUGUGUGGGGAGUAGCUAAUGUCAGACAGCCAAACAUUUCCUAAUAUAUCGAGAAAUCAUGAAUAAACUAAACUUUAUGUUAUCCAGUUGCGUAAGAAAGGCUUGCCAGCAAGUACCCGCGUCUUUCGAUAUCGGAUGCUUUUUGAGAAAUGGUGGGUUGCAACAAAGAAUAUGUUCCAGUGCUGUAAGAUUUCAAACGACUUCGCCGUCCACUCCCACCUCUGAGAAAAACACCAGAGACUUCAGCAUUUAUCCCCCAUUGCCUGGUGAAGACAGUCCGCUAAGGUGGGGUGGACAGAAAUUUGAGGAGUUACCGAUUGUUUACAUCAAGGCCACAUAUAACAACACACACGUCCAGGUGACAGACAGCGUGGGCAAGUCUAUGGUCAGGACAUCCUGUGGAACGGAGGGUUUCAAGAACAUCAAGAAAUCCACUCCAAUUGCUGCUCAGACGGCAGGCAUCGCUGCUGCUACGAAAUCUACGGUGAAAGGAGUGAAGUAUGUGCGUGUGAUGGUGAAAGGAUUGGGGCCUGGGCGUUUGUCUGCAAUCAAAGGUUUGACUAUGGGAGGCCUUGAUGUGGUGUCCAUCACUGACAACACCCCUGUUCCACACAACGGAUGCCGCCCACGCAAAGCCAGGAGGUUGUGAGCAGCGUGCACCAUUUCCAGUCGCGAAGAGGACGGAGUGCUGUUGGUUAACAUGUCAAUAAAGUGUUUUUUUAAGAUAACUCUUCUGGCCCUG